UCUAUCUAACCUCAAUCUUUAAACAUAACCUUUAAAAGUAAACACUCCGUUCAAUUCAAUAUGAAUAAAAAAUGGGAAGAAUUAAACGUUCUCUUACACGAAGAUGUGAAACGUGCGAUAAAAUCCUUCCAGUUUCCAACAAUGACACCCGUACAAGCUGCCACCAUCCCCCUUUUACUUGGGAAAAAAGAUGUCGCAGCACAAGCAGUUACGGGUUCUGGUAAAACUUUAGCGUUUCUAAUACCUCUAUUGGAAUUACUAAAGCGACACGAUGAUGAAGACAAGUUAAAACCGCACCAGGUUGGCGCUAUCGUCAUUUCACCCACACGCGAAUUGGCUUUGCAGACGUAUUCGGUCCUAAAGCAGUUUCUCAAACACAUAAAAGGAAUCAGAGAUGUCCUUUUGGUCGGUGGAAAUAACGUCGACGAGGACAUACAAAAUAUUGAAAAAAACGGUUGCAAUGUCUUAAUAUGCACACCCGGCCGUCUUGAAGAUCUGCUAACGAAUCAACAGCACAAGCUGAACCUAGCACAAGCGGUGAAAUCUGUGGAGCUGCUAAUUUUGGACGAAGCCGACCGGCUGCUCGACUUAGGAUUUAAAAGCACGAUCGACAACAUUCUGAACUAUCUUCCCAAGCAGCGGCGAACCGGUCUAUUCUCGGCGACGCAAACGAAAGAGCUGGACGUUUUAAUCCGCGCCGGAUUACGCAACCCUGUCUCGAUCACGGUCACAGAAAAGGCGUCGCAAAGCACGCCCGUCUCCCUCAAGAAUUUUUACGUCACGACGAAAAACAACGGCAAACUGGCAACUCUGUUGUCUUUCCUCGAGGCCGACAACGUCCAGAAGGGACUGCUCUUCGUGCCGACGUGCGCCUGCGUCGAUUACUGGUCGCACGUACUCCCCGACUUGCACGCCUCGCUGCCCGUCUUUGCGAUACACGGCAAGAUGAAGGAGAAGCGGAAAAAGGUGUUGGGCGAUUUUAGUCAGGCCGAGCGAGGUCUGCUGAUAUGCACGGAUGUGUUGGCGCGCGGAAUCGAUAUUCCGCAGGUCGAUUGGGUGGUGCAGUGGGAUCCGCCGGCGAGCGCCGCCGCUUUCGUGCACAGGAUCGGGCGUACGGCACGUCAGGGUAACGAGGGUUCGGCGUUGAUUAUGCUGUACGAGUCGGAGGAGGCCUACGUUGAUUUCAUACGUCGCAAUCAGAAAGUCGAGGUUAAUGCAAUCGCGGAUUCUGCCACCGACGAGUUGGUUUCCGAGCUCUUGACCAAAUUGCGAAAGUUGCAAAUGGCCGAUCGCGACCUGUUCGAUAAAGGCACCCGUGCUUUCGUGUCUCACAUCCGUUCGUACUCCAAACACGAAUGCUCCCUGCUACUUCGAGUGAACGAAUUACCCCUGGCGGGAAUGGCGGCGAGCUACGGUCUGCUGCAGCUGCCCAAAAUGCCCGAGCUAAAGAACAGGGACCUGUCCGAGUUCCCCGCGAUGCCCGACUUCGACAUCAACAAGCUGGCCUACAGGAACAAGACGCGCGAGGAGCAGCGCAAGCUAAAGCUCGACAUUUACAAGGAGACAGGUAAAUGGCCGGGUAAACGGAAACCGAUCCGUGCCAAGCAGUCGGAGGCGUGGUCCAAAGCCAAGGAGCAAAAGGAGCUGAAACGGUUGAAGCGAAUGAAGCGUAAACAAGCGAAGGUGGAACGAAAGGGCGAAGUCUCCGAUCGCAAGCGAAAAUCGGCGCUGAGCGAAGAAGAUAUGGCGGAAUUAGCGAAGGAUAUUGCUUUGAUUAAGAAAUUGAAGAAGAAGAAGAUUAGCAAUGAAGAGUUUGAUAAGGAGAUGGGGAUUGAAUAAACGUCUAAAACCCUA
Photinus pyralis (common eastern firefly) is the source of this 1854-nucleotide messenger RNA. RefSeq names its product probable ATP-dependent RNA helicase DDX55 homolog. The record is from RefSeq and is a predicted model, not a curated record. Gene Ontology annotation, cellular component: nucleolus. Gene Ontology annotation, molecular function: nucleic acid binding; ATP binding. Bases 61 to 1839 code for a protein of 592 amino acids. NCBI's taxonomy places the organism in Eukaryota, Metazoa, Arthropoda, Insecta, Coleoptera, Lampyridae. The transcript has 5 exons.